Molecule: messenger RNA, 11463 nt
Organism: Chlamydomonas reinhardtii
Lineage: Eukaryota; Viridiplantae; Chlorophyta; Chlorophyceae; Chlamydomonadales; Chlamydomonadaceae
Exons: 16
Coding region: 341-10279 (3312 amino acids)
Molecular function (GO): monooxygenase activity; flavin adenine dinucleotide binding
Source: RefSeq, a predicted model, not a curated record
GGAAAACCAACUUUUAUGACAACUAUGUCACCCAGUUUGUGACUGCCUUAGUUGUUCCCGAACAGAAUUGGCGAAGUUCCUUGCUCACCUGGGUUAGUCGGUGUGUUUGAACGCCGGACAGACUACAGGUUAUAACAGUAUGUUCGCAUAGGUAAACCUCUUCAGGCGGCGGGUUCGCACGCACACUUUGCAAUGCGUAACAAGCGGCCGCUUGAAGGGCGCUGCCAACGCCGGUACUUCUGCCGUGUCUGAGGACUGACAUUGAGGGGGGCAGAUAUGAUGCCCCAGCAGAAUAGACUAUAAUGACGCAUGCUGAAGGCCCAGGCACGGGCCUGCCAGCAUGAUGGCAUAUAAUCACGAGCGGGGAGGAACCCCGAAGAGCUCGGUAGUAAUUGGAGCCGGGGUGACAGGGCUUGUAUGUGCCAGGGCGCUUCUGGAGGCUGGGUUGUCGGUCGUCGUUGUCGAAACCAGUGCGAACCUGUUUCCAGCGGGCAGAGAGGCUCGCUUCGCGGCGGAGCUGGUCAAAAAGUUCCCAGAGCUUGAGCGGCUGUUCAGCCUGCCAGAAUUUGAGCCGCCACAUGGCGCCUCACCAGAGGCCCUGCAGGCGUACCUGCUGGCCUAUGUGGACCAUUUCCGGCUGCGCGACCACAUCAUCUUCAGCUGCAAGCUGGAGCACGCGCAGGUUGGCGAGGACGGGCGCUGGGUGAUUGUGUGCAGCGACCUGCUGGACCCGGCCCGCCUGCACCGCCUCACCAGCGACUUCCUGGUCAUCAGCAGCGGGGCAUGCCUGGCGCCGCACAUACCGCAGCUGCCGGGCUCACAUGACUUUGCGGGCCUGCGCUGCCAUGCGCGCGACCUGCGCGACCGCGACGCCUCGCCGCUGGUGGCGGGGCAGCACGUGGUGGUGGCGGGCGACGACCGCAGCGCAGUGGACUGCGCGCGGCAGGCGGCGGCGGCGGGGGCGGCGAGCGUGACGCUGCUGUACCGACAGCCGCACUGGCCGCUGCCGCCCAAGGUGCUGGGCACGGCGCUGCCUCAGCUCGCCCACGACCGCUGCCUGCCGCGCCUGCUGCUGCCGCCCUACUACACCGCGGGCCGCGCCGCGCGGGCCGCCAGCGCGGCCCUGGCGCCGCUGCGGCGGCUGCUGUGGUGGCGGCUGGAGCGGCGGCUGGCGGCGGCGCACGGUGUGUCGGGGGAGCUGCGGCCGCCGGUGGACAUGGUGCGGGACAUGUUCUACGGCCUGCAGGCAAGCGCAGACCCAGACAACUGGGUGGGGGUGCUGAAGGACACAUCAAUACGCCUGGUCAAAGGCGACGUGGCCAAGCUGUCCCACGAUGGCGUGGUGCUCAAGAGCGGCGAGGGCCUGGCCGCCGGGGUGCUGCUGCACUGCACGCCCGCCACCCGCUCCUACCACAUAUUCGACGCCGACCUGCAGGCUAGCCUGGGUGUGCGCAAGGACGGGCUGCACCUGUACCGCAGCAUGGUGCCGCCGGCCGUGCCCAGCCUGGCCUUCCUGGGCUGCGAGACCAGCAGCCCCUACUCCUGGCUCACUACCAGCCUGCAGGCGGCCUGGGUGGCGGCGCUGGCGGCGGGGCGGCUGCAGCUGCCGGGGCUGAGGACCAUGAAGGAGGACGUGUUCAUGCAGCGGAGGUGGCGGCGGCGCGCUUUCCCGCCCCAGCACAACCGCGGCAGUCUGAUCCAGUGGUACGCCCAGGCCUACCACGACCAGCUCAUGGCCGACCUGGGGCUCCCCGCGGCCGUCAAGCCGCGGAGCCUGCUGUACCCACUGCGCGGCCUGCUCUGCGCCGCCCACACGCCCGACGACUACCGGCCGCUGCUCACGCCCGUGCGCCCGCCCGUCUGCACCGUCGCGCCCUCCGCCGCCUCCUUCCGCGGCCCCAGCGCCGCCGCCGCGGCCGCCAUGGCGUCCGUGGGCGGUGCCUCCUCUCGCGCCGUCACCUCCGCAGGCGCCGGCGGCUAUUCCACGCCCCAGCGCAGCGCCAUGAGUGCUCGCGGCUCCAUGCCCGGUGGCCUCCUCUCCGCAGCCGGCGCGCUGCUCCUCCACCCACGGCUGCCUGGCGCGCACGCGCGGCGGCGCAGCAGCACAGAGGCGCACUUCCGCGUCAGCACGGACUCGGCGCGGCAACUGAGCUCGGAGGCGACGCGAGCGGCGCUGGCGCAGGUGUCUGUGACCAGCAACACCUCGCGCCUGGCCCUCAUGCUGAACAGCCGGCAAUCCAUCGCGCCCGGCGGCGGCGUGGACAGCGGCGACGGCGGGGGCGACCCCGCGGAGCUGCUGUCAUCCGCGCAGAGCAUCUUGGUGAGCCCGAACACCGCCGCCGCCACGCCGCGCACGCCGGGCGGCACCGCCGCGGGCGGGACAAGCAGCGCGACGGCAAGCGUGGUCAAUGCCGCAAGCGGCGGCGGCGGCAACACGGGUCGUUUGUCGGGGCCCGGGAGCAUGGGCCCAGCGGCCGCCGCUGCAGCGGCGGCGCUGGGGCCUGGCGGUGCCGGCGGGCUGCUGCCGCUCCGCGUCAGCAGCCUAGGCGCCAGUCGUCUGGGCGGCGCGCGCGGCAGCACCGCAGGCGGCAUGGCAGCACCCGCCGGCGGCGUCACGGCUGUUGCAGCCACGCACAGUAGCACGCGAUUCAGCAACACGGGCAGCAACCGUGGCCGCGCGCGUAGCGCAAACUUUGGUGUCGCCAGCAACGAGCACACUGCCACAGGCGGCGGUGGCAGCGGCGGCGCUUGCACCAUGCUGCUUCCAUUCGGGGAAGGAGAGGAGCACGCGGCGCCAGUCGAGCGUGUUGCAGCGGCGGCCGCAGCGGCAGGGGCAGCGGCAGCACGUGGCGCCGCGGUGCUGGCCGGGCCGGCUAGCAAGGUGCCUGGCCGCCCCGGCCUCAGCUCGCAUCCUGAGAUUGAAGUAAUGAAUCACGAUUCCGAAAGAAAGGGCUCAGCAGCUGGUGCCGUCGCGGACGACGACGAGGACGUUGAGCGUGCCACACUGUCACUGCCCGGGCCGCCCACGAUGGUAGCGGCGGCCAUGGGAUCAGUGGCGGCUCUGGCGGCGCAUCCCAGGACCAAGGAGCCCGAGGGGUUCCUCCAGCGUGAAUCCGCGUCGGGUGUCUUCAAGGCUGCUGCGGCAGCGGCUGCAGCGCCCCUAGGUGGCACCGCCGCUGCGCCGGCAGCCCACGCUGGGCCCGGCGUGCCCAAGGCCUCUUCCAAAACGCCAGCAGCGGGGACCGCGGCCGGUGGUCAGUCCAGAGCCAGCGCUACAACUGUGUCCGUCACCGCGACACAGGGCCCUGCCGCGGGCUCAGGUGCGGCAUUCUCCCGCGCUGCCUCAGGAGCGUCCAGCAUCGGCAUCGGCGGCCAUUCAUCCGCGCUGCUCAUCAAUGGCAUCCCGCGCACGCCCAGCGGCCCGCCGUCGUCGCUGCUGCAGCCAGCACUGCUGAUGGCGGCAACGGCCGCGGCAGCCGCUGGCGGCGGCGGCGAAUCGCCCCAGCUGCCUUCCACGCGCCACGCCACGCUCACUUUCCCCGCUGCAGGCGCGGGUGACUCCGUCGCCGUCAUUAGUAAUCCAUUUGCCGCAGACGCUUGGGCAGUUGGGGCUGGGAUGCCCAGCUCACCUUCGCAAAGCACGGACUUCAUCAUGGGGUCUGCGCUCGCACAUGCGACGGAGUCCGUCGCGGGAGCAAGCAGCAGCAUGGGCGGCGCGCCGGCCUCAACUGCGGCUGCCGCUGCCGCCUGCGCCACCUUUGGCAAGCUUUCGCUGCCUGCUGCCACGGAGCAACAGCUGCAGAGCCAGCCACAGCAUCAUAGGGACCAGAUGGCAGCUGUGCAUGGAACGCCGCCAGGGGGGAUCCGGUCCGCGUCUGCAAGCCAAUCGAGUACACUGCAGGCGCACCUGCUCCGAUCCGCCGCCGCGUCGGCAGCCGCUGCCGUUGCCGGGGGCAGCGGAAGCGGCGUGGGCAGCUUGAGCAAUUUCAGCACAGGCGGCAGUGGCUCGCACCCGCUGCCGCACGGCGCGGCAUAUGCCAGCACACACCAAAUCGGCAGCGGCGGUGUGCCUGCCGCCACGUCAGCAGUUGCUGCAGCUUCAGCUUUCGCCGCCACGGGCGCAGCCGGCGGCACUACUGGUGGGCGCCCGGUGGGCCAGCCGUCUGCCCCCCACUUCGCGACCCUGCAUGAGGUGCUGGCUCCCGCAGGGAUGGCUGCGGCAGGGCCGAGUGCGCCGGCGGCAGGGCGUGCGCGCGACAUCAGUGCAAUGCUGCCGCCUGCGCUGCUACAGGGUUACGAGGUUUUUUCGCCGGCAAGCAUGUAUGGUGGUGGCGGCGGCGGCCGGCGGCAGCCGGCGGUGACAAUGCCGGCCAGCCUUGUGGAUUCAGUGGCAGCUGGGGGCGGCGCGGGAGUGAUGUCGUCGUUUGAGGCGUCCGUAGGGCUUAUGCAAGAGGAAGUGGCGGCUGGAGCCGCCGCAGCAGCAGCAGCGGGGGUGAUUUAUACCCAUCGCGCAUCCUUGGAUUGCCGAGCAAGCGCGGUUGGCAUGCCAGGGGUUGGCGCCGGCGGCAGCUUGAGCUCUUCUGCGCACCCUCUUGCUGCCAUGUCCAGUCCCUUCCACGCAAUCGUCAGUGCCGCGGGCAGUACGGGCGGCGGUGGCGGCGGUCCAGAGCUGCUGGCAACGGCAGCGCUGCGCGCCCCGCCCAGUGCGCUGAUGCAGGCGGCGCGUGCGAGCCUGGCGGCAUCACGUGCGUCUGUCAGUGGGUUCCGGCCGGGUGCCGGCGCCGGCGCCGGCGCCAUUGGGCCCACCAUCAGCAGCAACCAGCUCCAAUAUAAUGCAGUUGCCGGCGCCGCUGCUUCCGGCGUGCCGCUGAUGCGUGCCUCCCAGUACGGUGCCGCCGUCGCCGGGCCACGUGGCACUUCGCUGUACGGCAUCGCUGGCGCUGGUGGUGCUGGCGGCGGUGGCGGCGGUCACAUAGGCAGCCUAAUCGUUGAUGACCUGUUGGGACCAUCGGACAUCCUCAUGGGUGACCUGGCGGCAGCGGCGGCAGGUGGCGGCGGCGGCCGCGCUGGCGGCGCAGGUGGCGGCGGCGGCGGCGCCGGUUUGCACUCGCUUAACAACUCGCUGCUGCUUGUCCUGCCGGAGCAUACUUCGCCUCGCGCCUCCACGGUCCUGCCGCCGGGAAUGAGUCUGGGCGUCGGCGCGCCACUGCAGUUCCAAGGUGGCGGCGGCGCCGGCGCCCCCAGCCACGUGGCGGACUUCGGACGAGGACCGCCGCACCGCAUGACGGGUCACGGAGCCAUGCUGGGGCAUGGCCACAGCAACCACGGACCGCAAGUGCCGGCGUCAGAAAGCGCGGCAGCAUCUGACCGCGGCCCACCUGUGUUCGCCGGCGUAGGCGGGACGGGCAGCAGCGCAGGCGUCGGCGUCAGCGUCGGCGCGGGCGCGAGCUCCAUCGCAGGUGUUGGCAUCGGCGGCGCCGGGCGCAAGCCGAGGCGCAGCAGCGCCAUUGUGUUCAGCAGCAUGCUUGGAAACGACGACUUCCUGCAGCUCCUGGAGGCGGCGGGCAACAACGACGGGCGGCCUGAGGGCGUCAUUGAGGUGCAGGACGUGCCCGGCCGCCACCCGAUGGCAGCAGCAAGCGUCGGCGGCAUGGGCAGCAGCAGCGCGCGCUUCCGCAACGGCUAUGCCAGCGAGGAGCAGCCGCACCUGGUGGUGGUUGGUGCCGGCAGCAAUACACACCUUCCGGCAGUGAUCGCGUCAGCCGCGGCGGCGACCGCCGCCGCCCUAGUGGCCGCAGCCGGCGGCAGCCCCUUCUCAACUGCUGCGCACCCGGCUGCGGCUGGUGCAGCCGGCGGCGUCGGGGCUAGCGGCCGGCUGGGCGGCUGUUCCGGUUCCAACUCGCACAACCAGCUGCCGAGCACGGCCAGUGGCAGUUUGGCGCUGCCGAGCGCUGCCUCAGCCGUGCUUCCAGCCGGCGCGCUGCCGGCGCACCGCUCGCGCCCCGCCUCCGCAAUGACCUUCGGCACCUCCACCGCCGCCGGCAGCGGCACCGCAGGCAGCGGCGUGCACGGCUCCGGCCCCAUGGCUGCGGUUGGUGCCAUGGGCGGCAGCGGCCGCGUCAUGCGAGCCCACGGCGCCGCCGCCACAGUGGGCGGCUACGUGGGUUCAUCCACCUCCGUGCCCAUUGACGUGGGCGGCUGCGGCAGCGGUGUUGGUGCUGGCGGCGAGGCCGGAUUUGUGCAGUGCAGUGCCGGAAGCCCACACGGUGGCAGUGCCGUGCCGCUGUGCCGCGAGCAGGGCCGCAAUGGCGGCGGCUCCGCCUCCCACUCCGGCAUGAUCCAGCCGGCAGCAGCAACCGACGGCGUCGUCCUUGCCCGCGGGGGGCCAUCGGGUCCAGCGGGGCUACUAGCAACGCUGAUGCAGGCGUCCUACAUCGCGCACCAGGGCGGCAGCAGCACUGUCGCCAGCGCGACCGGCACCGAGCAGCAAGCCCUGUUACCAACCGAUGCGGCGGCAGCGCCCGGAUCACGUGGGCGCUCCCAUGAGCAGGAGCGCACGGCCCUGCUCAUGGCGCUGGCGGCGCCGCCGCCAACGCUCAUGCCUGGCGGCGCCGCCGGUGCAGCCGCGCCAUCGCCUGCCCGUUCCACGCCACAGCCCAGCAGCCCUAACGGCAUGUCUUGGAUCACGUCAGUGCCGGAGGACGAGCCGCACGAGCCGGAGGCGGCUGCAACCGCCGCAACCGCUGCCGCUGCCGCUGCUGCUGCGGCGGCGAGUGAGGAGCGUCGGGCGUCGGCCAGCUGUCACACCGACGCCAGCGCCGUCGCCGUCGCCGCCACCCCGCGUGCGUCCAGCAGCCAGCCCCAGGUAGACCUCCCGGCGUCACCGGCGCCGGCGGGGCAGGCAGCGCAGCCUGCAGCCUUGCUGAGCCCGCCAUCGCGGCCGUCAGCGCUGGGCGCCGCGUUGGCGUCCAUCGGCGGCAGUCUCCGGAGAGCGGCAUCCGCCAAGGGCGUCCGCGGCGGGCCCGCCGUGGAGGCCAGUCGUGCCGCCGACGCUGCCAGCGCCGCCAGCACCGGCACCGGCGCCGGCACGGGGGCUGAGGGGGCAGGAGCAGCGCCAGCAGUUGCUGCAGCGGCUGCGCCGGUGACACGGAGCGGCGAGGCCGGCCCGCAUGCGCGCAGUGGCGCCAGCGGCUGGUUGUACGACAGCGCCGGCGCCAGCCCACUACACGCACCCGGCGGCGGCAGCCCCAUCAGCGGCGGCGGCGGCGGCGGUGGGGGCGGCGGCGGCGGCGGCGGCGGCGGCGGCGGGGUUGCUGGUCUAGGGUCGGCGGCCGGCAGCCCAGUGCCCAUUGGGGCUGGCAGCGGUGCAGGCGGCGCAAGCGGCAGCGGCAGCCACAGCAAGCAGGGCGGCAAGCUCGCACAGGGCUGGACCAACUUGAAGGCGGCGCUUGGGCUGGGGUCCGCCGGCAAGGCACGGCGCCGCAGCGCCGUCGACGCCGCCGGCGCCAUCGCGUCGGCCACUGCUGCCGGCAGCGUGGGCAGCGGCGCCUACACGGGCGCCUCCGUUGACGGUGCCGUGCUGUGCGGACCGCCGGCGGCCCUGGCCGGCACGCGAUUGACACGCAGCGUCACCGAGGCGCCCGGCAGGGGCGGCGGGGGCGGCGGCGGCGGCGCGAGUGCCUUCGGCUCCACCGCGGUAGUCCCGGCCGCUGUCAUCACGACCCCGGCCGCCGUUGCCGCAGCAGCCGCUUCUGCGUCGGCGCGGCAACCGGCUGCAGGGCCGCGCAGUCCCUUGUCCACGGCCAUGACCGCCCCCACGCCAGAGGACGCGAGUGACGUCGGCGCUGGUCCCUGCCAAGCGCCUGUGUCGGGCAAUCCAGACGGCAAUGAAGAAAUGAUAGCCGGUGCCGCGGUGACGGCGGCGCAGCUGCGCCGUAGCAGCAUGCUUGGCGCCAGCGGAGUAGUUGCCACCACCACAGCCGACGGCGGCGGUGUCAGCGGCGGCCUGCUGGGUGGCGCGGGCUCCCUCCCGUCGGAGCUGAUGCAGCCGCAAGGCAGUGGCCCGGGCAGUGAACCUGCGCCGUCCAACGCCGGCGUGGCGCGGGUGGUGGUGCUGCAGCCGCAGCUGCAGCCGCCGCCGCAGCAGCAGCAAGAUGCAAACACGGGCGGCAGCGCGGCCAGCGGUGGCAGCGAUGGCAUGGCACGGACCUUGAGUCGCGGGGCGCUGUCUCGUCAGACCAGCGGGCUAACGGGACCUGGCGCAGGCGCAGCUGGCGUUGGGUCAGCAGGCUCGUCAGCGCGGUCGAGUGCGUUCAAUCCUGCAACGAUGGCUGCCGGCAGUCCCGCGCUGGGCUCACCCAGGCAGCGAGGGGCCGCGCGCCGGCUCUCCUGUUUGUCUCCCGGCGACGCCGUCGCUGCACUUGUGCCGCCACGACUGGGGUACGCCGCAGCAGCGUCCGGCGGCGUGUCGCCGCCGUCGCCGCUGGCCUGGCGGACAUCGCGGCCUUCGCCUGCGCUCGCGACCGACGUCGGCGGUGGCGGCGGCGUUGCCGGCGGGCCUCCAUCCCAUUGGCCGUCCUACCUCGGCACUUAUGUGGACUCGCCGCGCGCCUCUCCUGGAGAGCAGCAAUGCCCGCCGGCAUCUGAAGGCGGUCGCCAACCCGACGCCCCGAGCUCGCCGCGCGGCGCACCCUCGGGCCGCCGCUCCCAAUCUGUCCAGGGCUACACGCUCGACAUGACGGGCGACGGCAACGCCACCGCCACCGCCGCGGCCGUGGCGGCUGCCAUGGCCGCUGGCAGUGGUGGCGGAGCUGGCGGCAUCGGUGGCGUCAGCGGCUCCACCGCUGUCACAAGCCCGUUUGUGCCGCCCAGCCCGGCGGCUGAUGCAGAGCAAAGCAUUCUGGACAGCUUUGACCCCUCGUCGGCACUCGCGACAUCAGCCUCUGCGUCGGCAACGCCGCGGGCGGGUCGCGCGCCGCCGCGCCGCCGGCCCAGUCUGCUUCGCACGCUCCUCAGCUCCACCUCCAACAUGAGCGCAGUGGCAGGGGUGGCCGUCGGUGGCAGUGCCGGCGCCGCCGCCGGUUCCGCCGCCGGCCCUGCCACCGGCCCCGCCGGCGGCAGCAGCUCUGGCGGCCCGAGCAACAGCGGCGGCGCAGGCAGUGCCGGCAGCAGCGGCAAUAUCAGCACCAGCGGCAUGGGUGCGGCCGGCGACCUGCCGAGUACGCACAGUGCUGGCGCCGGCGGUGGCGCCGGCGGUGUGGCCGGCGCCAGCACCGCCGCAGCUGGUCGUGCGCCCGUCCGCCGCCCGCCCAAGCGUGUUGUGUCUGAACUGCCGCGCCGCGCCUCAUUGCUCGUGGCCAGCGGCGGCAGCUUCAUUGUCGCCGCCGGAAGUCUUCUUGGCCUCGCUGGAGGCGGUGGCGGAGCCACCACCGCCGCCGCUGCCGGCGGCGCCCCCGGCAUCGCCCGCUCCAGCAUCGUGAGCAUCGGCGUGGGCGCCGGCGGUGGCAGCGCGCGGACGACGCAGGAGCUUCUGGGCUGGGAACGGGGCGCCGCCGUGAAUGGCAGCUUCGUGGCGGUGGGCAGUCCUCGCGGCAGCCCCGUGGCGUCGCGGCAGGCCAGCAUGGUGGGCCGGCGCAACGUGCCACGGCGUGACAGCGUGCUGGGGCCGCUCAUCGCCGAGCUGGUGUGCGACGGCUCACUGGCUGAGACCGCAAGCGCCCUAGGACUGGCGCUCGCGUCCGCCGGCAGCGGUGCUUACGGUGGCGGUCACACCAGCGGGGGUGGAGGCGGGGCGGCUGUGGGUGGUGGUGGUGGCGGUGCUGGUGGCGGGUCGGCGGGUAUAGGCGCUGGAACAGGCAGCAUCACGAGCGGCGGCGCCGGCGGCUACACCAGCAUGCAUAACUUCAGCACUGGCUCGGGCCAUGCAAUGGGCCACGGCGGCGGCGGCGGUGGUGGGGCUACUGGAACGGGCGGUGGCGGCGGCGGUGGCGGCACGGGCUUCACGUCGCCAUUCAUCAACACGCUGGAGCGCAGCGACCCGCACGCACCAGAGGGGAUCCUGAGCUGGGAGCGCCCGGCGGGCUGGGACGACCCGCCCACCGGCGGCACCGGCACCACUGGUGGCGGCGGUGGAGGCUCACUGUUGGCCCGCAGCAACUUUGCGGCGGCAGCGUCAAGAGAAUCUGGGAUGUCAGCGGCAGCGAUUGCCGCGGCGCUGCCGUCUGUCAUCAUCGACCACGGCCCAGUUGGCCCGCCGCACCACCAGCAUCAGCACUUCUAGCAGCCGCGUGCAGGGAGUGUCAUGCCCAACGCAGCGACCUCGCCUGGAGCAGGAGUGAAUAGCGGCCCAAGUGCGCGGCGUGGGCGGUAGGCAGUGGAGCUGAAAAUUAUUGUGGCUGCGGCCCUGGGGCCGCGGCCGGCAGGUCUGGCAACACGCGUGUGGUAGGCGGUGCGGGUCCCGCUGCAACAGGCACCGGCGGUGGCACGGGCUCAGCAGGGCCUUUCCUCGCAGCGGCGGUUGCCCCGGGGGAGCGCCGCCAAUGCCACCGCUGGUGCCAGUGGCGGCGCAGGCGGUGUUGGUGGGGCUGCAGGCGCCUCAGCCGCAGGAGCCUGGCCGUCGGCGAGCAGAUGUAAGCCGUGUAUAUUUGCAUUUCAAGACGUGAAUGAAAGGUGCAACCAUAUCCAUGAUGCGGCGCCUCGGCAGCAUUUCCGUCACGUUCACGGAAGAGAUACCAUAGGUAUUGCUGGAGAGAUCAGUGCAAUCGAGGUUCAGGGCUCGUAAAUGGCGUCUCAGGGGUACACUUGCUGGCGGGGAUUAAAGGGAGGGUCGCGGACGCAAGCUGUCGGGCCCACCCGGCGGGGCGGCACAAACGCUGACAACCGCAUCCGUAUCUGAAGGUGGGAGCAAUGGAGCGGUUAGAGCGUAUCAGGUGUGUUGUGGUGUGGGCACAGCAUGCAAACUCUGCGCAUGUUUCCUCCGUUAGGGCCCUGUUCAUUCUUGAGGGGGGGGUCAGAUCUGCGGUGCCUGCGUGACUCCAGGUGUGCUUUAGGCAUGCACGCACGCAAGGUAUUGAUGACGGCGCUAGCGGUUCAGGUUUGAAGUGCGUGACCGAGGGUUAAGUGGAGCGCAAUGCUUACACGGGCUCGUGGGCCGUAACCAGAACAGUUAGACUCGGGCCGGCCAUUCGGCCAGCCCGACUUUGGCGGGUUCGUCAGCGUCUCCAGCAUGCUUCAUUGAUCCAGUGAGUGGCACAUGUGUAGACACGUGGAAAUUGGGGGACGAUCGGGCGGUGUGCUGUGCUCCACUUUCUGAUGGGCGGUCGCUGCGGUGGUGGGGCAAUGUGAUGGGGCAAUGUGGUGGGGCGUUGUGAAGGCGCUUCGGCGUAUCGCAUUGGAACGUCAGAACUCCGAAGGUCGCCAGCAAGGUCUCCAGAGUUGUUCAGAGGGGGAUCGUCAGUCGCCACA